AUGCCUUUUGUUAAAAACUUCAAGCCGAUCGCUCUUCAAGAUACCAACUUGUUCAAGCCAUUGGCCGUCGGCGACACCGUCGUUGAACAUAGGGCUGUGAUGUGCCCGCUCACCAGACUGCGUGCACACGCUCCCGGAAAUGUGCCCAACAAAGACUGGGCAAUGGAAUACUACGAUCAGCGUUCAAAGGCACCGGGAACCAUGAUUAUCACCGAAGGUACCUUUCCAUCACCUCAAUCUGGUGGUUAUGACAACGCUCCCGGUAUAUGGUCUGAGGCGCAGAUGACGCAGUGGAAGAAGAUCUUCGCCAAGAUUCACGAGAACAAGUCCUUUGUUUGGGUCCAACUUUGGGUUUUAGGAAGACAAGGUAGCCCAGAAAACUUGAAGCGCGAUGGCUUACGUUACGACUCUGCUUCGGACGAGGUGUAUAUGAAUGAGGGUAUGAAAAGGAAUGCUGUUGAGUGUGAUAACAAACAACACGGUAUAACCAAAAGUGAAAUCCAACAAUACAUUAAGGAAUAUGUUCAAUCAGCAAAAAACUCUAUUGAGGCAGGUGCAGAUGGUGUAGAAAUCCAUAGCGCUAAUGGUUAUCUUUUAAAUCAGUUCCUAGACCCCAUUUCCAACAAAGAACAGACGAAUAUGGUGGUUCUAUCGAAAACAGGGCGCGCUUUGUACUAGAGGUCGUGGACGCUCUUAUCGACGCAAUAGGCAACAAAAAAGUCGGUAUUCGCUUCUCCCCUUACGGUGUGUUUGGUUCAAUGUCAGGAGGAACUGAGGAGCUGAUUGUUGCCCAGUAUGCAUAUGUUUUAGGCGAACUUGAAAAGAGGGCACAAAUGGAAAAAAGACUCGCAUAUGUGCAUCUAGUCGAGCCUCGCGUUACUAAUCCGGCCGACGCUGAAGGAGAAGGUUGGUAUACUGGAGGAACCAACGAGUUCGCUUAUAGUGUAUGGAAGGGCCUCAUCAUUAGAGCUGGUAAUUACGCUCUGGAUCCAAAGGCUGCCUUGCGCGCCGUGGAACAGAACAACAGAACACUGCUGGGCUACGGCAGACUCUUUAUCUCGAAUCCAGAUCUGAUUUCCAGAAUUAAGCAUGGUUUGCCUCUAAAUGAGUACGACAGGGAUACGUUCUAUUCUCAAACUGUUAAAGGCUACACUGACUAUCCCAACUUUGCAGAGGCUUCCAAGCAGGUCGCGUCUAGUUAA
Messenger RNA from Lachancea nothofagi CBS 11611, 1202 nucleotides. The record is from the annotation of a GenBank genome assembly. Lineage: Eukaryota; Fungi; Ascomycota; Saccharomycetes; Saccharomycetales; Saccharomycetaceae.